UGUUGUCACAUACAAGGGUAGAGAGAGAGAGAGAGAGAGAGAGAGAGAGAGAGAGAGAUGCAGAGAAAGAGAGGGGGCAAGAACAUGAAACGCAUGUUGUCCUUUUCGCUCUCCAAGACUGCUCCUCUUUCUGCAGACAAUCCCGACCGCCGUUAAUUAAGACAAAUGUGCGCCGCGGCUCCGCAGAUAAUGACCGGAGCGCCUGGAUUUCUGCACACGAGGAGGAAACUGCGGGCCAUGGCACUGUCAGUACCCGCAUUGCAUCACGGACACGACACCAGGUACCCCGCUGUCUCCCUCCCACCUCAACUGGAGCCGAAGAGGAGACUGUAGCAUCUUAUCAUAGAGUUGCUUUGCCUCACAACCCCAUGCAGCUGCGCUGUCAGGCGGCUGGCUGUUGUCUUUCCUGGUCUCCAAAGCCAGCCAGUAGCUGCCUGCGCCGCUGUGCGCUGCUGUGGAGGCGCAAAACCGGCAAUUACGCGCCGUGUUGACAACUUUGGCGCGGUACUGUAUGGAUUGCGCAUCAGCAACAGGCCAGUCUCUGGGAUCUACGGAUAUUUUUCUCCGUUGGUCUUAAGUCUGAUUCUCCAGGAGUCAUCAGCUGCCCGACCACAUCAACCAUUAGGUGUGCGCUGCAACCUGUAGCUGUGUGCCCUUUGAUUUAAGUCAUCGUUCCGCCAAGGCGCAAUGGAGGGACACAGCUGACGCUUUUGAAUCAUUAGCCCGAGAAGGAGACAAGAAAAAAAGAAGAGGAAGCGGCCCCUGGGGAAAACAUGUAUGGGCGGUAUACCCAGGAGCUGGGUGUGUAUGCCAAGGAGGAAGCGGCCCGCCUACGAGAUGGAGGGGCGCGGGAUGGUGGAGGACUCCGGAGGAACACCAGUGUUCGCAGUCGUGCUACAGAUCUGCUGGAGUAUGAGAAAGACCCCUGUGCAAAGUGCCAAUUGUGUGCGUCCCGCUGCCAGAAGUUCCUGAUCUCACGGGUGGGGGAGGAUUGGAUCUUCCUCAUUCUGCUGGGGCUGCUCAUGGCUCUGGUCAGCUGGGUCAUGGACUACGCCAUCGCCUUCUGCCAAGAAGCACAGAAGUGGAUGUAUGGGGGACUGGACAGUAACAUGCUUCUACAGUACAUCGCCUGGGUCACCUACCCCGUAGUGCUCAUCACAUUCUCAGCAGGAUUCACACAGAUACUGUCUCCUCAGGCUGUGGGUUCAGGUAUUCCUGAGAUGAAAACAAUUCUGCGGGGGGUGGUCCUGAAGGAGUACCUGACUUUUAAGACAUUUGUGGCCAAAGUCAUCGGCCUGACCUGCGCCCUGGGCAGCGGGAUGCCUCUGGGAAAGGAGGGACCCUUCGUUCACGUUGCCAGCCUAUGUGCCGCCCUCCUGAGCAAAUUCAUGGCCGCUGUUUUUGGUGGGAUUUACAUGGAAGAGGCCUUUGAGGGAAGCAAGAACGAGCUGAGGAACACAGAGAUGCUGUCAGCUGCCUGUGCAGUGGGUGUGGGCUGCUGCUUCGCUGCCCCGAUUGGAGGGGUGCUGUUCAGUAUUGAGGUCACUUCAACGUUUUUUGCCGUGAGGAACUACUGGAGGGGCUUCUUUGCUGCCACCUUCAGUGCCUUCAUAUUCAGAGUGCUAGCAGUGUGGAACCAGGAAGAAGAGACCAUCACUGCUCUCUUUAAGACCCGCUUCCGCCUGGACUUCCCAUUUGACCUUCAGGAGCUACCAGCGUUCGCCAUCCUCGGGAUUGCCUGUGGUUUUGGUGGCGCUCUCUUUGUCUACCUGAACCGGCUGAUUGUAGAGUGCAUGAGGAAGCAGAAGACUAUUAACAAGUUCCUGCUGAGGAAGCGUCUAGUGUAUCCGGCACUUGUCACCCUGCUGAUCUCCACCCUCACGUUCCCUCCAGGCUUUGGGCAGUUCAUGGCUGGACAGCUGACUCAGCACGAGUCUCUAGUCGCCCUGUUCGACAACCGUACGUGGUGCCGUCAGGGUGUGGCAGAGGAGUUCGACUACAUCAGCCACCACCAUGCCUGGAAACACCCCCAGGUCAACGUCUUCAUCACGCUCAUCCUCUUCAUCAUCAUGAAGUUCUGGAUGUCCGCUGUGGCCACCACUAUGCCUGUUCCAUGCGGGGCCUUUAUGCCAGUUUUCCUUAUUGGUGCAGCAUUUGGCAGACUGGUCGGAGAGAUCAUGGCAUCCAUGUUUCCUGAUGGUAUACAUGCUGACGGCAGUGUGUAUCCCAUAGUUCCUGGUGGCUAUGCUGUAGUUGGUGCUGCAGCGUUGUCUGGAGCAGUCACCCACACUGUAUCCACAGCGGUCAUAGUGUUUGAGCUGACUGGUCAGAUCUCCCACAUCCUGCCUGUGAUGAUCGCUGUGAUCCUGGCCAACGCCGUGGCUCAGGCGCUCCAACCAUCGCUGUACGACUCCAUCAUCCGCAUCAAGAAACUUCCUUAUCUGCCUGAGCUGGGCAUGGGGCACCACGAGAAGUAUAAUAUCCGUGUGGAGGACAUCAUGGUCAGGGAUGUGCGCUACAUCACUCUUACCUCGUCCUAUCGGAACCUGCGGGAGAUGCUGCUGACUGCUCAGCUUAAGACACUGGCUCUGGUUGAAUCUAGAGACUCAAUGAUCCUCCUUGGCUCUAUAGAGCGACUGCAGCUCCAGUCUCUGCUCUCGCUUCAGCUGGGCCGCCAGCGCAGACUAGAGUACCUCCGCCAGCUGGCCCAGGACAACGGCACCCACGACCAGCUGCCAAGCCUGACCACUGACAGCACCCCCAGUUCGCCCUGCACCCACACCCACGCUCACAUCAACGCCGCCACCAAUACCAAUGCUCGCCAAGGGGUCCGCUUCCUGAUCUCCACAGAGGAGUCUUCCUCCUUCAGCCCAGUGGUUUCCAAUGUACAGCUUCCUCUGAAAUCUGCCUUGAAAACUGUGUCUGCCAUCAGCGACACGGAGACGCCAAAUAGCUCUCAGACCAUCUCCUGUGCUGACCAAGAUCAGGAGCUGCUGGAGAGCCCGGCAGGGCCGGCUCCUCCUGAAAAAAGAAAGCCCAAGCCUAAACGUGUGAGGAUCUCCAUGGCGGACUCCACUGAAGUAGAAGACUGCAUGACCCCAACGGACAUCGCAGAGUGGGAAGAGCAGCAGCUGGAUGAACCGGUGGAUUUCAAGAACUGCAAGAUUGACCCUGCCCCCUUCCAGCUGGUGGAGCAAACAUCCCUGCACAAGACUCACACCAUCUUCUCUCUGCUGGGUUUGGAUCAUGCCUAUGUGACCAGCAUGGGACGUCUGGUUGGAGUGGUCUCUCUCAAAGAGCUGCGUAAGGCCAUAGAGGGCUCAGUGACAGUGACUGGAGUGAAAGUGCGCCCUCCUUUGGCCAGUUUCCGUGACAGUGGGAACACGACAAGCGUAUCUGAGGUGACAGAACUCCACAAACUGUGCAUCCGCCACAGGGGGCUCUCAUUGCCACGGGAACCCAACCCUCCUGACGUGGAGGAACAGCCAGAUCUCCCAUACAAAGAGAUCCCUGUUAACUUCUCAGACCAAACAAAUUUGCAGUUUGAAACUAGCCCCGGUGACAUCACAGAUCAGUCAUCGGAGUUGGUGCUUCAGGAAAGCCCCUCGUUCACAGAGGACCAAUCGGAAUUUACUUUUGACUGCAGCCCCUCCCACACUGAGGAAUCAGAGCUGGGCUGUGACUAUGACCCCCCUCUACAAACCCCUGAGCCCGACGAAACAGAGCAAGAGCAGGGGAGUCCACCUCUGAACAAGGACCACUUAGAACCUGAGGGCGAGGGUAGCCCAGGCCACUCUGAGGAUCAGUCAAAGUGAUCAGAGGGGAUCCAUACUGUCGCCUCAUGAAUGUUGACGUUUCUUACAUUUGUAGAGGUCACUUUCAUCUCCCAGGUCCAGCCUAGAUACUUGUAUUUAUAUAAUGUUGCUCUGGUGUGAGUGAGUGAGAGUGAGCAUGAGUAGAUGUGACAACUUAGUAUUGUGUUUCAAACUGUUUUAAAUGCUUAUUUAAAAGAUGGGGCUGGUGUUAUUCUUUAUUUUUAUUGCUGUCAACAAAUCCCACGAGAAUACCAAAAUCAAGAAUGGGUUAAAGGUCCCAUACCGUCUUUUUUUGAUUAUAGAGUAGGUGCUAUUUAAAUACUGUCAAAAUGCUCAGUCCACAGAGAAAUGUACAUAGCCUGUAUUCAGAAACUCUGCCUUUAAUCAAGCCGUUUGGACUUCCAUAAGGUUGUGACGUUGCAACUAUAUGCUAGGGCUGUCACUUUUUAUUCGAUAUUUGAAACAUUCGUUUGAACAUGACGUGAAAAAAUCAUAUUUAAAAUAUAAUGAACCCAUUCAGAUUUUAAAAUGUCACCUGUAGUUCAUUAGGCCAUUUGUUUGUAUUUUGUUGUUUACCAUUUCAGCCAGCAGUGGUUUGUAGUCUAUAAUAUGCACCCUCUUGAUCCAUCUGUAAAUUAAACCAAUGAUAUGUUUUGUUUGGAGAAUGGAAGACAUGAAGAGCAGUCACAGAAUGGAUGACUAUGACCCCAAAUCAUCUGAAAAGCAGUGUCUGUACUGUGUGUGUAAAAUAAUGUUAAUUCGUCUAAGGCACUAAUUUAGCGGUUUCUGGAUCUGGGCAGUAGGUUUACUUCAUCAAUUUGAUAAGCUAUUAUUUACCUAAUUUAUAUUAUUUACCUAAUUUAUGUGCACUCAUUAGAUUCAGCUCAAUUUGUGAGUCUACUAUGUUUUGCUGUCAUUUAAGGUUG
Scomber japonicus (chub mackerel) is the source of this 4741-nucleotide messenger RNA. RefSeq names its product chloride channel, voltage-sensitive 2a (gene clcn2a). The transcript has 25 exons. Lineage: Eukaryota; Metazoa; Chordata; Actinopteri; Scombriformes; Scombridae. The coding region runs from base 774 to 3815 and encodes 1013 amino acids. The record is from RefSeq and is a predicted model, not a curated record. Gene Ontology annotation, biological process: chloride transport; transmembrane transport. Gene Ontology annotation, cellular component: membrane. Gene Ontology annotation, molecular function: voltage-gated chloride channel activity.